AUGGCUACCGCACCGUCAAAACCGUCCUCAGUCUCGAAGAGGGCAGUUAUUGUCUCCAUAAAUGAUCUUGAAGUUCUUCGCUUUGGUCGCUUUCGUCUUGCAUACAAUGAUCAUACUAACAGAGGAUCCAUAUCCCUGACGUUCGAGGCAAACAUCGCUAAUUUGAGCGGUAGAUCACAACUGGUCUUGAGGAUUCCUCCAGAAUCAGUUCAAGAAUGCACAUUAGCCAUGCCAAGCAAUGUCAGUCUCUUCUCAAAUGAUUGGAUUAAUUUACUUCCCGCAUGGGUUCCAACUAUCAAGGACGUGAUAACACUGAGUCUAACACUUAGUACACCUGGCACUGUUCGUUGUCCGCCUGGGAUAGAGCAUCUAUAUCCAGCUGAUCCGCUAGACUUGAAUUUCGAUAUAUUCGCAAAGAUUUGUAAAUCCAGGUCUUUGAACAUCCAUUUCUCUACACGACAAUUCGAGGAAAGCGGAGUUGCCCAGCUCGAAGCUUUCUCUCUUGCCUUACAAAAAAAGUGUGUUCAGGAAGACCCUUUUGACUAUGCGCGCCAGAACGUGGUCGAGAGAGAUUGGCGUGCCUUUGGUCUCUUUCUCGAACCACCCCCCUACACCAACGGGCCUACAUCCAACCAAGGGCAGCAAUCAGGUCCACCUUUGUACUAUGAGGGAUCCAGUUCCACGACAGUGGGAAGAAAACGCUACAGAGGGUCAAUUUCCCUUAACGGAUCUGAUUCCGAUGAGAGACAAAAGAGACCGCGUUUCACAUCCCCAUCACCAUUCGGCUGUCCUACGGAAGUUAACACGCCGAGUACUCAAACACCGCGCCUUGCAUUUCCAUCGCCCGGCUCACCUACCGAAGCGAACACUCCGAGUAUACUCUCGCUUUCACCGUCCUCAAUUCGUCCAACUCAAUUUACGCAUACUUCUCCCUCCGAUCGCAUAGACCGCGAGAGUCUUGAGCGUAUUGCGCAAAGGCUCUGCGGUGUUUCUGAUAAUUUAAUCCGCGAAGUGUUGAUCCAAUCUGGACACCGACAUCUGCUGGCUUCACCGGGAGGCACAGCAAUCGACUCGCGGUCUGAGUCUAGGAAUAGUGGCUCUGCCAAGGCCAAGUGCCGUCUCCGCCACUAUAUCCGACAGUAUGUUGAUGUCAUGAUUGAUACUCGCAUUAUGCCAUAUAUCGGCAAGACCGUCAAUACUGCUGUUUCUGAGGCUACAGACCAGAUUCUUGAUUUCGGAAAAACGAAAGAAGCUGAAGUAUCUGAGGUGAUCGAUGAUGGCAUUACUGAGAUACAGAUUAAGGCUGAUGAGUGCUCACGGGAAAUAGAAGACAUAACAGAAAAAUGUACGUAUAGAAUCGAAGACCAAGGAGAACAGUGCAUGAAUGAUAUCGAAGAGAAGGGAAUCGAGGUUGAAAUGGCUGUGGACGAAAAGGUAGCGAAGUUUAAGCGCUGGUUGAGUGCUCCUGCGCAAUCCUUGAUUAAUGAGCUCCAUACUAAUUCUAGACGCAGUUCUAUCUAG
This is a messenger RNA of Aspergillus homomorphus CBS 101889, 1521 nucleotides long. RefSeq lists its product as uncharacterized. The coding region runs from base 1 to 1521 and encodes 506 amino acids. The transcript has 2 exons. The record is from RefSeq and is a predicted model, not a curated record. Lineage: Eukaryota; Fungi; Ascomycota; Eurotiomycetes; Eurotiales; Aspergillaceae.